Molecule: messenger RNA, 961 nt
Organism: Episyrphus balteatus (marmalade hoverfly)
Lineage: Eukaryota; Metazoa; Arthropoda; Insecta; Diptera; Syrphidae
Product: transmembrane protein 223
Exons: 2
Coding region: 198-908 (236 amino acids)
Biological process (GO): nervous system development
Cellular component (GO): mitochondrion
Source: RefSeq, a predicted model, not a curated record
AAAAUAAAUAAAUUAUAAAAUAAAAAAAAGUCUUUCAAUCAAAAGCGUUCUUCUAUUUUGUAUACAUUUUAUUGUUAAAAGCAAAGCAAUUUUUUAAAAGUCAAUUUAUUUACAGCAUGACAUAAGAAUCAGCUGUAGGUAAUCUAGACUUCGAUAUAACCAACAAAACACUGUGAACCACUUCUCUGAUCAAAGAAAUGGCUCUUUUCUUAAACACUAUAAUCCGCCGGUCGGUUGCUAACAUAAAAGCCAAUUCUUUUCGAAUAUUCGGUAAUUCUUUAACCCAACACAGUUCACUUGUUAAGAACCAAUUCGUUAACAAACUCUCACCAUCGCAACCAUCAUCAAAUUUAUGUACCAAAGCCUACGAUGUGAGUACAAAUGUGGCCAAGGACAUAAUACUCUUUAAAUAUGAAAAUCCGAAAUUUUUUAAAAUGUUAAAUAUCUUUGCGAUAGUACAAUUCUUAUUUUGGAAUUAUCUAUCGCAUUCGGCAUUUACAACACUUCGAGAUGCUCCUGUAGACGAAGCACCCGAAGAUGCUGCUUGGUAUCGACAAAUUAAUUUGGGUGAAAAUAAAUAUAGAAAUGGAAUUACAGUUUCUUGUUUUUUAAUUGGCUAUGGUAUUCUCGCUGUUGCGUGGAUGUAUACUUUACGUUCAGUGCGAUUCUUGGUCUUAAGGAAAGGCGGAAAAGAAUUAAGCUUUGUGACAUAUGGACCAUUCAAUAAGAACCGAAUAAUCACAGUUCCAAUGAAUUGUGUUACAGCAAUGGAGUCUCGAGGAACUGCCAGAGUACAACUGCCAAUUAAAAUUAAAAACAAAAGUUUCUUCUAUAUCUUGGAUAUGCGAGGUGAAUUCAAAAAUACAAAGUUGUUUGACUACACUGCUGGAUUGAGCAGGAAGUUGUAAAUUUUAUUAAGAAAAAAAUAAAACUAGUUUCAUUUUAGAAAAAAACUUAAAAA